Messenger RNA from Cynara cardunculus var. scolymus (artichoke), 1128 nucleotides. RefSeq names its product peptide deformylase 1A, chloroplastic-like. Gene Ontology annotation, molecular function: peptide deformylase activity. The transcript is spliced from 5 exons. Lineage: Eukaryota; Viridiplantae; Streptophyta; Magnoliopsida; Asterales; Asteraceae. The coding region runs from base 143 to 985 and encodes 280 amino acids. The record is from RefSeq and is a predicted model, not a curated record. Gene Ontology annotation, biological process: N-terminal protein amino acid modification; peptidyl-methionine modification. Gene Ontology annotation, cellular component: chloroplast; mitochondrion.
CCUGCUCCGGUUCCGAUUCCGGUUCUCCAAAACCAGGCUUUCCACCCUUGGCAUCAUAAACCCCAGGACCGGCCCGUUUAGGCCCAAAUACCUGAACUAGUUUUUGUCACAGCAACUCUGCGUCAAUUGGUAAUCAAAGGUAAUGGCAGUGAUUCGACGGAUGUGGCAGUGUCUCUCAUCAAAACCACUGGCCGGAGAGUGCUUCAGGCUUGGCAGAAGCAACCCAUUUCAUCAUACUAGAAUCCCAAUUGCUGGUUCCCGACAUAAACCCAUUUUAAACCCAGGGUGUCCUCAAUCCAAGCCCACGAUUAACGUGAACUUCAUCACGACUAGUAGAGGUUUCAGCUCUCCUACUGCUCGGACUGGGGCGGGUUGGUUAAUGGGGUUGGGCAAUAAGAAGAAGAUUAUAGGUUUGCCAGCUAUCGUUAAAGCUGGUGACCCUGUUCUUCAUGAACCCGCUCGAGAAGUCUCAAUUGAAGAAAUAGGGUCAGAUCGUAUCCAGAAGAUCAUUGAUGAUAUGGUGCAGGUCAUGAGGAAACGACCUGGAGUUGGGCUUGCUGCUCCCCAAAUUGGUAUUCCUUUAAAAAUUAUUGUGUUGGAGGACACUAAAGAAUACAUAGCGCAUGUACCAGAGGAAGAGAACAAGGCACAGGAUAGACGCCCUUUCGAUCUUUUGGUUAUUUUGAACCCAAAGCUUAAAAAGAAGGGCAACAAGUCGGCAUUGUUCUUCGAAGGCUGCUUAAGUGUAGAUGGCUAUAGAGCAAUGGUGGAAAGGUUCUUGGAGGUAGAGGUUAGAGGGUUGGAUCGAGAUGGGAAGCCCUUGAAGGUGGAUGCUUGUGGGUGGCAAGCUCGUAUCUUACAACACGAAUGUGAUCAUCUAGACGGAACUCUGUAUGUUGAUAAGAUGGUGAAACGAACGUUCAGGACCAUAGAUAACUUAGACUUACCUCUUGCUAAUAGUUGCCCGAAGCAGGGUGUCCACUAGCAUGCCGGUUUCAAGAUAAUUUACUAGUCGAGAUUGGUUUAUCAUUUGUGUUCAAUACUUUUCCAUUGAUGUAUGUACUCAUUGUAAUACAACAAAGUAACAGUUUACAUACAACGCAAUUCAUUCAUCUCAAAUUUCAUUCA